This is a messenger RNA of Postia placenta MAD-698-R-SB12, 1837 nucleotides long. RefSeq lists its product as hypothetical. The record is from RefSeq and is a predicted model, not a curated record. Bases 4 to 1536 code for a protein of 510 amino acids. Gene Ontology annotation, molecular function: histone H3K56 acetyltransferase activity. Lineage: Eukaryota; Fungi; Basidiomycota; Agaricomycetes; Polyporales; Adustoporiaceae. The transcript is spliced from 2 exons. Gene Ontology annotation, cellular component: nucleus. Gene Ontology annotation, biological process: DNA damage response.
ACCAUGAGUCUACGGGACGCACUACUAGCCUCUCUUGCAGACGUGCCGGGAACGCGCGAGUUCCACAUCCACGUCUUGGUUUCUUCGCCGCGCAAACGCUCGGAUAUCUAUCCGUACGCCAUCCCACGUCCCAAGGUUUAUUUGCAGGACAUCCUCAUCCUCCUCUCAGAGCAACCCCCUCUGAGUGCGUCUCGUGUCCUCACGACCGCCAUCGAGGCCUCGUUCCACAACAUCCCCGCCACCUCCUGCGGGAUACUGUACGUCUCCAAAGUCGACUCCUCCGGGCAUGCUGCUAAGCCCUCCCCCACCACCGCACUCGUGAAAGGUCUGUUGGGAUUCUAUGCUGAUCCUUCCGCCAGGCCGACACACGUGGAUCACCUCUGGAUCCAGCUCUUCGCACGCGCUCAGGGACAGUACCUGUUCCCUAAUUCCGCCGACUUUCCCGGCAAACGGCCUCUGGCGGAUCUCCAGCUCUGCUCGUGGUGGAAGCACGUUCUGUCCGACACCGCUGCAACAACGUUAUCGCGGGAGAAGGGUCCGCCAAACGUCAAGCUAUUCUAUGUGCUCCCUGGUCUCAGUGAACUCGAGGCGACACACGCGCUCAAUGCUGCUCGCGCGACACCGUCUGCUCACGCGUCGCUAUCCUGGAUCUAUGGGCACCCUUACAACCAGUCUGAGAUCCCGCUACCCUGCCCACCCAUCAAGAACAACGCCCGGCGCAACUUGGGCCACUUUAUCCCGUCCUUCGACGACGAUCCCAAAUCGCGUUUCAUGGACGAGAUUGCCCACACCAUGAACGCGGACGCUGUGAGUUCGCCGAAACGCAAAAAGCCUCGGCCCCCCGACAGCCGCGCGUCUGAUAGGGGUGCAGAUGACAAUGCAGCCACGGAGGAAGUCCAGGGCGAGCUGAGCAAGGUCAGCCCGGAUGAGUUCUGGGAGCGCAUGUCGUUCCGCCAGGAGUGCAUCUCGGGCGUCGUGACCGCGUUCUUUGCGCUCGGCAUCUCGGGCCCUGGCGGGCCUGACCAAAGCGCAGGCGCAGUCUCCCACUCGCCACUCGCGCCCCAGCCGGGCCAGGUGGCUCCGAGAAUGGUCGAGCGCGUUAUCGCAACGCUGAUGAACCACCACGAGUUUUCGACGCGGGAGCGUGCGCUGCGCGCGACGGAAACGCUCGAGGGCGCGAUCAAGGGCCUCUGCGAAGACCUCGCUGCUGUCCCCUCCUCGCCCACACUGACGCGGCACAGCGUGCGCGAGGCCACGCCGGAGCCGGGGCCGUCGCAUUUGGAGGUGCCCAAGACGCCGCCGCGGCGCGCGGCGCAGCUCCCAGACAUCUCGCCCAACCCCUUCCCGGAGCCCGUCGCGUCUCUGGAGACGUACCACUCGUUCAUAUACGGGUCUGUCGCGGUCGACAAUCCGCUUCCACCGCCCAAGGAUGCCGCGGCGACGGGGGCGCAGGGCGCAGGCGCGGGCGGCGAGAGGGCGGCGGGACCGCAGGUCACCAUGCUGACUGCGCGAAAGAAGCGGAAGACCCCAUCAUGACCCCAUGGGCCGCUGGAGUAUGCAUGAUACCGUACGAGAUAUGCCAGCUAUUUAGGCAAUGCUUGUUCUUGGUCUGUUUUCGAAUGGCGGACAUGUGCAAUGACAGGUGGAAGCGGAUUGUGUUUUGCUCCAGACUCUGCUGGUUGGUGCCUUAGAUGUUGUGUUGAACCUUCCUUUGAACUUCCGCAGACUCCGGAUACGCGUGUCUGGGCCCAACUGAAUACGUGGAUUCACUGUACUGGUGUCUCGCUCUGUGGAUCGAGCGCCGCGCAUACUCCAAGCAAGCAGGUUCUUUGCUAUA